AUGGCGGCGCGGGCCCGGGAGCCGCCGCCGCUGCUGCUCGCGCUCUCGGUGCUGUUGGCGCUGGGCCCCGCCGCCGCGGUGGCCAAGCUCAACAUCCCCAAGGUGCUGCUGCCCUUCACGAGGGCCGCGCGCGUGAACUUCACACUGGAGGCCUCGGAGGGCUGCUACCGCUGGUGCGCGGGCGGGAGGACGGCCGCAGCCGCAGAGCUGGCCCCGCGUGGCCGGCGGGCGCGCGCGGCCUCUAGGCUCGGGCUCGCGCGGGAGGCCGGCGGGGCCGGCAGGUGCGCCGCGCGCUCUCGCUGGGCGCCUGGUGGCAGCGGCUGCGGCCGCAGCUCCUGGGCGCGCCUGAGUGACCCGGCGGCGUGCGCGCGGGUCGCCACCACUGCGCAUGGCGCCUCGCGGGCCUCCACGCGGCUUUGGCGGGGGGAGAGCGGCCCUGGCCUGGCGGGCCGUGACCUAUCUCACAUUUUCUACCCUCUUCUUUGUGCCAAGAACGUGCGCCCUGCAGAGGUCAGGCUGCUGAUUUUGGAAAACAUCCUUCUGAAUCCAGCGUACGACGUCUACCUGAUGGUGGGGACCACCAUUUGCUACAAGGUGCAGAAGAUCAGGCAAGGGAAGAUCACAGAACUCUCCAUGCCUUCUGACCAGUAUGAGCUGCAGCUUCAGAACAGCAUCCCAGGCCCAGAAGGAGACCCGGCCCGGCCCAUGGCUGUCCUGGCCCAGGACACGUCGGUGGUCACUGCAGUGCAGCUUGGUCAGAGCAACCUCGUCCUUGGCCACAAGAGUAUUCGCAUGCAGGGUGCUUCUAGGUUACCCAACAGCACCAUCUACGUGGUCGAACCCGGAUACCUGGGGUUCACAGUCCACCCCGGUGACAGAUGGAUGCUCGAGACUGGCCGCCUGUAUGAAGUCACCAUCGAAGUCUUUGACAAGUCUAGCAACAAGGUCUACCUGUCAGAC
Molecule: messenger RNA, 960 nt
Organism: Propithecus coquereli (Coquerel's sifaka)
Lineage: Eukaryota; Metazoa; Chordata; Mammalia; Primates; Indriidae
Product: nuclear pore membrane glycoprotein 210-like
Exons: 6
Cellular component (GO): nuclear pore
Source: RefSeq, a predicted model, not a curated record